Molecule: messenger RNA, 2270 nt
Organism: Neoarius graeffei (lesser salmon catfish)
Lineage: Eukaryota; Metazoa; Chordata; Actinopteri; Siluriformes; Ariidae
Gene: neff2
Product: neuronal intermediate filament family member 2
Exons: 3
Coding region: 94-1236 (380 amino acids)
Biological process (GO): neurofilament bundle assembly
Cellular component (GO): cytoplasm; axon; postsynaptic intermediate filament cytoskeleton
Molecular function (GO): structural constituent of postsynaptic intermediate filament cytoskeleton
Source: RefSeq, a predicted model, not a curated record
CCGAUGGUGUGCAGAACAAGGGGGACCUAGAAGAAAAACUUCCUCAAAAAAUCUCCACCUUACUAUUAAAAAACAACUUAAAAAUUCAUCAUCAUGAGUUUAAUUUCCUCCUCCUCACUGAUCCGACGCUGGGACAACCAUUCCAGCCCCUACCGCAUCUCCCAGAUGUCCUUCACUGCCUCACGACGGCUGCUGAAGUCAGAGCCAUUGCGCUGCUGGGAGCCAAAUGAGUUGAGUGUGGUGUGUGCAGAGCUGGUGGGACUGAGAGCUCAGGAAAGAGAAGAGUUAGUGGGGCUGAAUGAUCGCUUUGCCUCCUACAUUGAGAAGGUGCGUCAUUUGGAGCAACAGAAUCGGAUGCUCAUGGUGCAGCUGGAAGCCCUGCAGGGUAUGCAGACUCGGCCAUCUCGGCUGCAGCAGCUGUACAGGCAGGAAUCACAGGAUCUCCGCCAGCAGCUGCACCAUGAGACUCAGGACAAGGAACACAUGGAGGUGCUGAGAGACAAGCUGCAGAUGGAGCAGGAGCAGCUGGAAAAGCGCUGGCAAGAGGAGGCACGGCAGCGUGAGCGGGCCGAGGAUGAGUUACAGCGGACAAGGGAUGAAGCAGACAGGACGGGACUGCUGAGUUGUGACGCCGAGGUGAGAGUGAUUUCUUUGGCGCGGGAGUUGGCCUUUCUGAAGCAGGUGUUCGCAGAAGAGCGGGAGGGGCUGAAGGCGCAGCUGCAGGUGUCCAGUAUCAGCAUGGAGCCAGAUGUGAGCAGACCAGACCUCUCAGCUGCCCUGAAGGAGAUCCGUGCACAGUAUGAGAGCCUGGCCAGGCGCAACAUGCAAACCGCCGAAACUUGGUACCAAGGAAAGGUGGCCAACGUGGCGCAAGUAGCCGAUAAGCAGCAGGAGGCUGUGCGCUUGGUGCGUGAGGAAACCGCCAAACACCGUCAGCUGCUGCUUGCCUGCUCCACCGAGGUUGAAACUCUAAGGAGUGUCAUCAACUCACUAAAUGCACAGCUCAGAGAACUAGAGGAGACACAGAGUGAGGAGGUUGCCAAGUAUCAGGGGAGGAUAAGUCAUCUGGAGAGGGAUAUUGCUGAGGCUAAAGAGGAGAUGUCACGCUACUUGAAGGAAUAUCAAGAUCUGCUGAACGUAAAGAUGGCCCUGGACAUUGAAAUUGCAGCAUACAAGCAGCUGCUCGAGGGGGAGGAGAUUCGGCUGACGUACUGCUCCGUGCCCAUUUUGGCGUAAACCCUAACCUACGAAUCCUCCUUCAAAAUUUCCGUCAACCGUAACCUAUUGAUGCUGAUCCUUUAUGUUCACCAAAUUAUCUAACUCUUGACCCUUAACACAAUGUUUUUCACCAAUACAAUAUGUAAACCUAUGGGAUACAACGCUUGUCCAGGGGUCUUCAAUCUGGCCAACAAAGAGUUGGGCGACUGCAGGUUUUCAUAUCAACCAAGCUGGAGCCACAUUUGAUUGUUUAGGUGUGACCCUCAUUUGCUGGAAUGAAGGUCUGCAGCCACACCGGCUUUAAUUCUAAUUCUCCAAAACUCAAACUAUGUUGCUUUAGCCAUUAAACCCUGGAACCUAAAGCCACAUUAUGACACCUGACCAUCUACUCACAUUACUAGCAUCAUUGAUUUAAAGUGAAAUGAGCCCUUGUGUUACACAAGAGGUAAACCAGGAUCUUCCCCCUUCUUCUUCACACUUGAAAUGAAACGAGGAGAGAAACCAUGGAGAGAAUGCUAAGUUCAGCACUCACCCAGUCAGAGUUUAAUAUCAUCUUGUUGGUGAAUUCUCACUCCUCAGUUCUUCUCCAAGUGCCAAUCAUGUCUGGUGACCGAGCCCCUUCUGUUCAAACUAUCAGCCAGUUGUUUGUGAAGGUGGAUUCUUUUCAAAACCAGUCUUGCAUUAGGCACUAGAAAUGUACUGAGGUAGUGACUUUGUUGUCCUGACAUCAGACCCUAUAUCCACCAACAAGAUGUUACUCUGGACACCGGCACUGUAAGCAUAGUAAGUGAACCAACUGAUUGGCUUUUCAGGCCAUUCAGAGCUGUAGUACCUCAUUUGCUUAUUGUUCAUAUUCUUAGAGAAUGUUUAGUCUGCAUCCUAAUACUGUGAGCUCUGGCUGUUUCAGUAAUGGCGAAAUAUUUGACGUAAUAGAAAUAUCUUGACUAGAAAGGUCCAACAUUGUUACUGAAGAAUCAUUAGCUAGAAGAAUUGUGUUUAUCCUUAUAAAACACUAGUAGUGAAUCUGUGCUCUCAUCUGUUUCUGUUACAUC